CCACUUCAUCACAUCAAGCUGUCUUCAACGGUUGGUGCCUUGCCAAAGAUGAUGGUGUAAGAACAAGUUCACCUCUCCCUGACGCCUUGGACCAAAGCAACAUACAUGUGUCGAGAUGCCACCACUACUCUAUCACACCAGAUUGUCUUCAGUGGCAUCAUCUGAUCAAGAGUGAGGGCAUGACAACAAGUACACCUUGUCCCGGUCCUUGGAUUCCACCAACAUACAUGUGUGGAGACAUGUCAACAUCUUCACCACAUCAAUUUGUUUUCAGGGGCCAGCGCCUUGUCACAUUGCACGUGAUUUUCAGCCUUGUCAUGCAUCAACCCAGAUGCAUAUCAAACAUAGUCGGAAACAAACACACAACAUGCGGCCAGCUGCGGUCUUCUCGGUGACAAUGGAGUGAAUGUUCCCACGUGGUGAAGACAGGACGGUGCAUGUGCUCUUCUACCAGGGUACAAAUACCUCCUUCCCGCCCCCAAGUCUUCUUCCUUUGCACACAUACCAACCACCACUCCAUCUUGGCUCCAUCAAAGACCUUCUUCUCUUUGAAGAUAAGCAUCAAACACUUCAAUCAACUGUCAUCAUCACAACAUUCGGUCUCCGACACAAAUACCUUCAGUCGACUCAAGGUCUCAACCUCCUUCAUCGUUACAGCCUACCUCAAGUAAAGAAUUCCCCGUUCUCGAUCUACCGGCACCCAGCAGCCGCUCAGUUCAUCGACCCGGGCCUAAGGAACUGGGGUUACUUCAAGCCAACACUUGGGAGUCAUUGCCUCACCUUGAAACAGAUUGUGUGGUGGUUGACGUUGUUCACACAGAAGUCUUUUCUCUCUCGUUCUUCCGACUUCCUUCUCUCUUUCUCUUCCUUCGAUCAUCAACUAGACAGCGACUUUUACCUGUCCGGUCUCUCGAUCUUCGGUCUUCGUCACGAUCUUCUAUCACGAACACCUAUCCGCAAACUGUCCGCAAACUGUCGAGAAUCACUCUCUCAAAGCAAGCCUCCGGUUGAUAUCUCGAAGCUCAUCUUUGCACCUCGUUCUCGAAUCGACGACCGACAAUCCGCUCCUCUGAUUUGAUUGAUCACUCUUACAACAACCUCCUCCGAAGCGACUCUCUUCCUUUUCGUGUCAUCAAACAAUUUUCCUGGACAAUAACUUGACCACCAGUUUUGUCUCUCG
Messenger RNA from Exophiala viscosa, 1180 nucleotides. RefSeq lists its product as uncharacterized. The record is from RefSeq and is a predicted model, not a curated record. The transcript has 2 exons. Lineage: Eukaryota; Fungi; Ascomycota; Eurotiomycetes; Chaetothyriales; Herpotrichiellaceae. Bases 407 to 1078 code for a protein of 223 amino acids.